GACUUCAGUUUGACACUACAUAUUAAUCUGUGGCACUGACAUGACAUAAGAUUGGGCAGUGUGCAAUUACGAUCGACAAAAACAUUUAUUGAUUCUGAAAAUUUGAGACUAAAGCUCUCUUGUUACUUCUUCACGUUAAACGCAUACACUUCUAUAAAAGAAUUAAUCAUGGCUCUUCCUCGCGUGCUCGCCUCUCGCCUCAUGCAACAAACAGUGCGACGCUACCACGGAGACCACUCCUUCAAGCCACCCUCGAUGGACGAGCUGCCUGUCCCCCGCGGCUCCUGGCAGGCCAAGUAUGAUGCUGACCAGAGGAAAUACAACUCUAUCCUUGCCUUUGGCAUAGUGUUCACUGUAUUCUCCAUUAGUCUUGCUAAGGGCUCCGGUCUCCUGUACCUGAACUACGCUCCUCCCAAGUCCAUUGAUUAAACAGUUUGCACACACAUUAUGUUUAUUGCUAGUGAAAUAAAACUAUAGUAUUAAAA
Zerene cesonia (dogface butterfly) is the source of this 485-nucleotide messenger RNA. RefSeq lists its product as uncharacterized. NCBI's taxonomy places the organism in Eukaryota, Metazoa, Arthropoda, Insecta, Lepidoptera, Pieridae. The transcript has 3 exons. Bases 169 to 429 code for a protein of 86 amino acids. The record is from RefSeq and is a predicted model, not a curated record.